GCAGGGCAGAAAAGGCCUUUCCAGGUAAGUGUAAAUCACAAUAAUGGACUUGUCCUUGUGGAGGUGUAUCGUUUCCUCUACGUACAUCCUCCCAACGUAUCCAUCUGCCAAUCAAUCCAACACUCUGCACUGUGUGUUUGAUUUCACAUCACCUACAACAAACCGCAGGUAUAAAAGAGCCGACCUGCUCAGAAUCACCAGAUUUACACCAAAGGCGUCACCCAUCUUGGACUUCAUCUUCACAGACAUGUCAGGGAAAGUUCUCCUGGUUCUUGCGCUGCUGGCUGCACUGCUUGUGUCUGGUGCAGCCUCCUCACCCGAACCCUCUGCAGCUGGAGAAGCGAAGGAGGCGACUAUCCUACAGCGGCUUCUAACCAGGCGGGAGAAGGCGAGAGACACAAAGCCGGCGCCUCAGACUCGUGUGGAGAGGCGGCCACACCUGUCGGAAGAUGAACGCGAGAUUAUGACCAAACAAAUAAUGCAAGCCAUCUCAGAGAUGAUGAACUCUGAAUGCAUGACAGAUCGGGACUACCAGGGCUGGGUGGACUUUGGACGCCGGGAUGCAGACUGAAGCACAACCACAACAACAACAACAGAAGGAAGCAGCUUGGGAGCUCAUACUUACUGCUUUUCAUCCAGUCAGAGGAGGAAAAGUCCAAGUUUUACUUCCCCAGCAAGCUUACAAAUAAAGUAUUUUGCAGAAUUA
This is a messenger RNA of Acanthochromis polyacanthus (spiny chromis), 706 nucleotides long. Its product is annotated as cholecystokinin. Gene Ontology annotation, biological process: digestion. The transcript has 3 exons. Gene Ontology annotation, cellular component: extracellular region; axon. Lineage: Eukaryota; Metazoa; Chordata; Actinopteri; Pomacentridae. Gene Ontology annotation, molecular function: neuropeptide hormone activity. The coding region runs from base 44 to 571 and encodes 175 amino acids. The record is from RefSeq and is a predicted model, not a curated record.